This is a messenger RNA of Diceros bicornis minor, 1908 nucleotides long. RefSeq names its product autophagy related 4D cysteine peptidase (gene ATG4D). The record is from RefSeq and is a predicted model, not a curated record. Bases 128 to 1549 code for a protein of 473 amino acids. Lineage: Eukaryota; Metazoa; Chordata; Mammalia; Perissodactyla; Rhinocerotidae. The transcript is spliced from 10 exons. Gene Ontology annotation, molecular function: protein-phosphatidylethanolamide deconjugating activity.
GCGUCCCGCGCGGGGUCCGGGGGCCUGGCCGCCGCGUCGAGCGCCCACUAGCGCCCCCUCCGGCGCCCGCGUCCCGGCCCCGGGGAGCUCGCGCGCGGCCCCGGCCCUCGGUCCGCCCCCGGCGCCCAUGAACUCCGUGUCGCCGGCCGCCGCGCAGUACCGGAGCGGGAGCCCGGAGGACGCGCGCCGCCCCGAGGGCCGCAGGCCGCGGGGCCCCCGGGCCCCGGACCCCAACGGCCUGGGCCCCUCCGGAGCCAGCGGGCCCACGCUUGGCCCGCCCGGGGCCGCCCCCGGGGAGCCGGACGAGGUGGACAAGUUUAAGGCGAAGUUCCUGACGGCCUGGAACAACGUCAAGUACGGUUGGGCAGUCAAAAGCCGGACCAGCUUUAGCAAGAUCUCCAGCGUCCACCUCUGCGGCCGCCGGUACCGCUUCGAGAGCGAGGGUGACAUCCAGCGUUUCCAGCGGGACUUUGCCUCCCGCCUGUGGCUCACCUACCGCCGGGACUUCCCGCCCCUCGGGGGGGGCUGCCUGACCUCGGACUGUGGCUGGGGGUGCAUGCUGCGCAGCGGGCAGAUGAUGCUGGCGCAGGGCCUGCUGCUGCAUUUCCUGCCCAGAGACUGGACGUGGGCGGAGGGCGCGGGCCUGGGGCCCCCUGAGCCGUCGGCGUUGGCUUCUCCCGGCCGGUACCGUGGGCCUGCCCGCUGGAUGCCCCCGCGCUGGGCCCAGGGCGCCCCCGAGCUGGAGCAGGAGCGCCGGCACCGGCAGAUUGUAUCCUGGUUCGCCGACCACCCCCGGGCCCCCUUCGGCCUGCACCGGCUGGUGGAGCUUGGGCAGAGCUCUGGCAAGAAGGCCGGUGACUGGUAUGGGCCGUCUCUGGUGGCACAUAUACUCAGGAAAGCAGUGGAGAGCUGCUCAGAGGCCACCCGCCUGGUGGUGUACGUUUCUCAGGACUGCACAGUGUACAAGGCGGAUGUGGCACGCCUGGUCGCCAGGCCGGAUCCCACGGCCGAGUGGAAGUCUGUGGUCAUCCUGGUGCCCGUGCGGCUGGGUGGCGAGACUCUCAACCCCGUGUACGUGCCCUGCGUGAAGGAGCUCCUGCGUUCCGAGCUGUGCCUGGGCAUCAUGGGGGGCAAGCCUCGGCACUCGCUGUACUUUAUCGGCUACCAGGAUGACUUCCUGCUCUACCUGGACCCCCACUACUGCCAGCCAACCGUGGACGUCAGCCAGGCUGACUUCCCCUUAGAGUCCUUCCAUUGCACCUCCCCCCGCAAGAUGGCCUUCACCAAGAUGGACCCGAGCUGUACGGUGGGCUUCUAUGCUGGAGACAGGAAGGAGUUUGAGAUGCUCUGCUCGGAGCUGACCAGGGUCCUCAGCUCCUCCUCGGCCACAGAGCGAUACCCCAUGUUCACCCUGGCCGAGGGCCACGCUCAGGACCACAGCCUGGACGACCUCUGCUCGCAGCUCUCCCAGCCCACGCUGCGGUUCCCUCGCGCCGGGCGGCUCCUCAAGGGCAAACGCCCGAGCUCCGAGGACUUUGUGUUUUUAUAAAGGGAGGGAUGGGGGAGAAGAUGCGACACUAUUUAUUUUUCUAUUUAUGUCACGCUGGGUGUGGAGCUUGAACUCUGGCGGGAUACGAUUUCCCCUUCUCGCCGCUGCCUUGACAAGCGCAACGAGUCCAGUCCAAGACAGCUCCGGGCUGGGGCCAUCCAGCCAGGGGCCGAGCCCUCCUCGCAGGGACGGAGGGCGGGCGGGCUCCGGGCACCCACUCAGGGCCUCACUCAAGUACUGUAGUUUGCGCUGGACGCCCGCGCCCCUCGCUGCUCCCCAAGCCUCCAUCCUACCAAGGGCCCGUGGCGGUGGGAGGGGGGAUGUGUGGCCGCCGGGGGCUAAUAAAGCCGUUGACUUGA